Clupea harengus (Atlantic herring) is the source of this 2571-nucleotide messenger RNA. RefSeq names its product Tnf receptor-associated factor 5 (gene traf5). Gene Ontology annotation, molecular function: thioesterase binding; tumor necrosis factor receptor binding; zinc ion binding. Gene Ontology annotation, cellular component: cytoplasmic side of plasma membrane; plasma membrane signaling receptor complex. Lineage: Eukaryota; Metazoa; Chordata; Actinopteri; Clupeiformes; Clupeidae. Gene Ontology annotation, biological process: regulation of apoptotic process; signal transduction; regulation of canonical NF-kappaB signal transduction. The record is from RefSeq and is a predicted model, not a curated record.
UUUAAAACCACCCAUUACCUUAAUAGUAACUGCACUAAAGCCAGUGAAAACGAAAGCAACUUCAAAUGACAUAUGUUUUAGUUCAGUAUAUAUCGUGCUGUUCAUAAAAUAUUAUUGAGUCUCUCACGGGAGACCCGACAUUGAAUUUACUGCACUAAAUGCAUGUUUAUGUUGUUGAAACCAGAGCCAUAACUUGUCGUUUGUAUGUAGCAUGGGAUGGGGAUUUCCCAGUAGCGCUAAGAACACUGCUGUAACAACCGAUUGGUGCUGGCAUUAAGCGGCAUCAGCGUGGUUAAAUGAGAUAAGGUGCAAAACAACACACAUAGACCACCCAAUUGAAAGUGUCUGCCAUGUCCUACUGCCGUGAAAAGUAGCUUUCUUGUGUUUCUACUGUGCGUUGAUGUUCAUGAGGAGCGAAGGCAGUGUUGUAAGCUAUCCAGCCCACGGGUGCACUGUUUCGGGAGGGGAUUUCUGUUCUGUUUUACAAGUGGAGCGCGCAUAAGAGCCCAUUUUGCAUAGAUUCUCAUGUCUGCAGAGGAGAAUGAGUGUGUCUGGUCGAGAGAGCAAUCAAGACAGUGUGUUAAUGGUGUCAAAUGGGAGCUGGAGUCUUUGCUGCCUGCCCGGACUCUGCACUUCGUAGAACGUAUUGGGGAGCAGUACAUGUGUCCCGUCUGCAACAGUGUCGUGCUCAAUCCCCACCAAGCAGGAUGUGGCCAUAUAUUUUGCUACCAGUGCAUCCGAACCCUGAUGGACAGCCAAACUAGUCCAAAGUGCCCAUUAGACAAUAUGCUUAUCAAGUCAGAUGAGGUGUUUCAGGACAACUGCUGCAGAAGAGAACUGCUAAACCUGGAGGUUUACUGCACAAAUGCAUCAUCCUGCUCCCACAAGAUCACUCUAAGGCAUUUGCAGGACCACCUAAAAUGUUGUGAAUAUGAGUCUGUGGAGUGCUCAAACCAGGGCUGCGCAGAAGAAACACACCGAAAAGACCUUCUGGAGCAUCAGCAGAGUGUCUGUUCGUUCCGCCUUGAGCUGUGUACUCACUGUAGAAAAGCGUACCCCCUCGCCCAGCUAAAGAAACAUGGAGCCAUUUGUCCUGAGGCUGAAGUGGACUGUCCCAAAUGUGUUCAAAGGAUAAGAAGAAACAAAGUCCAUGAGCAUGUCGUUGAGUGUCCUGAAGAAGAGACAGAUUGCUCUUACAGAAAGUAUGGCUGUAGUACCAGGGCGAAGAGAGCACUGGUUCAAGUCCAUGAAAAAACGGAGUUUAAUCACCACGUCCUGCUGAUUUUGGAGAGCAAUAGUAAGCUGGAGAAACAGGUGGAGGACCUCCAGCAGGACCUGGUCCACAGACACAGUGUGCUGCAGGACCACAGCCUGCUGGUCAACACGCUGGACAGGGAGGUCACCAAGUGUGACCGCACCCUUACUGGCCACAGCUGCACCCUGGAGGAGCAGAGAGAGUGUGUGUCCAGCGUCCAGCAGCAGCUGCAGGCUCUGAGGUGUGUGUUGGGAGCAGACCUCGGCCAGGACCAGCUCCAGAGCCUGAGGGCCUCUCUGGACUCCCUCAGGCAGCGGGUGGAUGAGGCCGAGGCCCUCAGGGAACAUCUGGGUGUUCUGGAGCAGACGGCCCAGCGCCACUCCCGUCUCCUGUCCAUCCACGUGGAACAGCUGCAGAGCAACGAGGAGCGCUUCCGCCACCUAGAGUCCACCUCGUACGAUGGCAAGCUCAUCUGGAAGGUCCGUGAAUACCGACGCAGGAAAGAGUCUGGCGCCCCCCUCAGCGCCACCCCCUUCUACACCAGCCGCAGCGGGUACAAGCUGAGCGCUCGUGUCUACCUGGGUGGCGACGGGCCUGGCCGCGGUACCCACCUGUCCUUGUAUCUGAUGCUGAUGCGCGGAGACUUCGACUCCCUGUUGCCCUGGCCCUUCCACCAGCCAGUGGUGCUCUCAGUGUUGGAUCAGAGCGGAGGUAGGAAUCAUCUGACUAUGGGCUUCACCCCAGACCCUGACAAUGACAGCUUCUACCGGCCCCGCAGCGAGGCCAACAAGGCUGCCGGGUACCAGCUGUUUGUCUCCCAUGCCAACUUGGAGACACCAAAGAAUGCCGUGUAUGUGCGCGACGAUACCCUUUUCAUCAAGGUCCAGGUGGACACCGUGGGGCUGGAGGACCUUUAGCAGACUCCCAGCUGACAGGCGCUUCAGUUCUGGGACAGUUUUUGGAGAUUUUUUGACAACCGUGUGUACUGGCUAAUAAAAAAGCUUCACUGAUUCACAGCAAAUUGAGAAUGUUCUGAUCGAAAUGACCAAAUGGCCAAGAUCACACAAAAAACGGUUCCCUUGAGGAGUGUCAGAAGAAAUGUAGAAAAUCGUUUUUGUGUUCAUACUACUCCCUCUUUUCAUCCAUUCAUUCAUUUUUUUCAACCAUUCAGUUUUCAUUGAGUUGUGUGUUACAGUUGGAGUUCUGUUACAUGUUAAUAAUUAACUUGAAAACCCCUUACAAUGUGAACUUUCUACAGGCAUCGAAUACGUUGCUGUACAAAUGCAUCUUACAAAUACAUAUUCUUUUGAAAAGUC